AUGACAAUUCAAACCGGAUCCCUCCACACCGUUCGUAACCGCCAGUUAACGCCGAGGCGAGAUUACUUAUGUUUCAGUGGUCAAUUCAAAGGAGAAUUGGGUCCUUUCUUGCAAGCGCGGCCCAAUCAAGGGCCUCUAGAGAUGAUGAAAAGUUCGGUUUACACGUCGGGAAAAUGGAAGACUGGCCCAGGCCAAACUACUAUCAAUGUUACAUGUGCAUAUCACGAAGACUUUGCCCUGUCCGUGGGGGGUCCGCAACGGUACAACGGCAAAAUCACUAAAAUGGACAAUGAUUCUGUUUUGAGUUUUCAAUUAUCAGAUGGCGAGACCAUUGAAAAUGUGGGACAGGAGAGGGGCCGGACUCAGGGUGUCACCAUCGAUGGGGUGGGAUCAAUUGUCGAAUCAUGGACAAAAGAGGUUGAACAAGGAGCAAACAGUAAAACAUCCUUUGUGGUUGUUGAGCAUGAUGUCAAUGCCUCACAGGGAAUACAGUUCAACCGUUGUGAAUGA
Messenger RNA from Puccinia graminis f. sp. tritici CRL 75-36-700-3, 510 nucleotides. RefSeq lists its product as uncharacterized. The record is from RefSeq and is a predicted model, not a curated record. Bases 1 to 510 code for a protein of 169 amino acids. Lineage: Eukaryota; Fungi; Basidiomycota; Pucciniomycetes; Pucciniales; Pucciniaceae. The transcript is spliced from 3 exons.